Molecule: messenger RNA, 524 nt
Organism: Phalacrocorax carbo (great cormorant)
Lineage: Eukaryota; Metazoa; Chordata; Aves; Suliformes; Phalacrocoracidae
Source: RefSeq, a predicted model, not a curated record
GUUCCGCGCCGCCCCAUUGGCUCGGCGGGUGCGCGCGGCGGCGCGGGGCCUGCCGGGCGCAUGGCGGGAGCUGAGCCGCCGGCCGCCGCCUUCGAGCGGCGGGUGCUGCGGGCCGCGGCCGAGCACCACUACCUGCGCGUCCGCCUGGAGCUGCCGGACGGCGGGGCCCGGCCCAGUGUCGCGCAGUUCAAGCAGCUGGUGGUGUCGGCGCUGAGGGAGCUGCACGGAGAGGUUGGAGCAGCUUUGCCUGUUGAUGUCUUAACAUAUGAGGAAAAAACUCUGUCAGCUAUAUUAAGAGUUAUUAGCAGUGGCCUUGUCAAGCUGUGGAGUGCUCUAACACUGAUGGGCUUCUACCAGAACAGGAGGUGUGCCUUUCGAGUGCUGCAGGCAUCUCCAUUCCUUCUUGCAUUAUCUGGCAACAGUAGAGAUCUAGUCUUGGACUGAAUGAAGUUGUUGGUUUGGUUGUAUGAAGCAGAAGUUGUUUGAGAUGUUGCAGCCCUUCAGGCAUGGAAUUUCUGGAGGCG